AACACCAAUAGUCAGGUGAAAUUCAUGGAAAGUGAACGUUCGGACCGGUUCCGCUCUGCUUUCGUUUUCGAAAAUGUUUUACUAUCACUAAGACUUGAAUAUCACUCUUAAAUAGCGAUAAACAAAAUUCGACCACAUAAAUAAUAUAAUGUUCAGAAAAGGAGCGAUCUACCUCGCUUUCCUCGGCUUGAUUUCCUCGCAUUAAACGCCUUAAAUAGCGAUAAACAAUACAACUAGGAAAAAAUCUACGUGAAGGAAUAAACCGAUACCACGAAAAUAUCGAUACUUUUUCCUUAUUACUUGCCUCCAAAAAAAAAAGAAAAAAGAAGUGUCAAUGCCUCCUCGCAUAGAAUCAAAUACACAGAAUAUGAUAGCACAACAGAUUCUGUUAUCAAUUGAAACGCAUUUUUUUUUGACAAUCUGAUCAGUAGUUAGGUAGAUACAAAAAAAAGUGAAUAAAAACACACCUCAUUGUCUAGACUAUCGCGUUUACGGCGUUGCAAAUGAAUACCCAUUAUCAUGGAGCCAACAAUGAAGCAUCCCAUUACCUCUAGUUGUAUGCGGUUUAUCCCUAUCUAUUUUAAUCUUUUCCCACAAUUCUCCGCAAUUCUCCCAUGGACUGGAAAUACCCUGAAGAAGUCAACAAGUUCUGGGUCUGUCUUGUUUUGACAAAAGGAAGAAACCGCCGGAGCAGGAAGAUCAUGCUCCAUGGGAACAGGAAUUACCCAUUCAAUUGUGCAUACACCUGUGCGUUGUCGCAUCCCAAGUUGUCACGUGACCAUGGUGACCCGAAUAUUUGUCCACCUCCUAGCUCUCCCAAGUAUAAAAGUUCGAGAUGCUUUGUCGUCGGGCUCAGAGUAACCCAGAGACUGGAGGAACAUAACGCAAAGAGGACGCACCUAAAACACCAUGAUUUCUCUGAGAAGACUCGUCGCGUUAUUUGCUCUGGUGCUGACAGUAUUGACAGCGAUGUCAAGUGCGCUGCCAACGCCGUCUCCGGUAGCCGAUGGUGCCAUCACGAUAUAUCCUAUCCCUCAGAGACCACCAUACGCACCGAAUGGAUUUCAUUAUCCAAAACCGACCACCACACAAGCACCAUCUACUAGACAAACACCGGCCACCAUAUGAUCAACCAACAACGAGACGGUUCCUCCUUUUCGACCCAUAAUUGUUAUCAGUUGAGAGCACUAGACUGUAGCACUUAUUUUUUUUUUUUUUUUAAUGCAAGCAAACGGAAGAAUCAUUUUACCGAGCAAUUCAUUUCUAGAGAUUAUGCGUUGAGCGGUGCAAAAGUCAUUUUCAAUUUUUUGUAUAAAAAAUCUGAUUUCAUGGGUGUCAGAACCUUCCUUAUAACCUUCAUAUUUACGUAGUAAAGUUUGAAACGAUUUGGUACAUCCAGUUCAUAUAAUACAUACAAGAUGUACCGACAUACAAUUGUCUCUCGCCAAGUCACGUACUGUCAGUACCCACGAAACCGAGUAAGCAUAAAAAUGUAUAACGCACUCGUGUCGGUACUUCGUCCGCAUAUAAAAGAGUCACGAACCCUUUUGAUGUGUGCUUUCACAAUUGCACGUACGAGCAUAAUUAUUUGGUGUAUUGUAAGAGCGAGUGUCACGCUAUGUAAUCGCACGGACGUCAGUCCAUAUAAUCGUGAUAUAUAAUUCGAUUCACGAUCACUACAGAUGUGUUCGAUCGUCAACACGUCGUGACAAAUAUGCAAAUGAGACUUUUCGCCGACCAACGGUCUGAAUUAUUCGUUAGGUGCAUACAAAUGCGAGACUCUUCCCCGCCACGAUCAUUUUCAAUUUGUACAAAGAUCUAACGCUGGCAUAUACAAAUUGCUUAACACUCGAGCAACAAACUUAACUCGGUUGAAUAAAGGAAUAUUUUACAUAAGAGGUGGUCCAAUGUUAAUGACUUCGGAAGAGAAUGUACUCGAGGAGCGCGCACGUGUGUGCAUAUAUUAUCAUGUCAAGUGUGUUCUGACGCGCGAUUUUUUUAAACAAGAGAUUGUGUAUUUAAUCUUCCCGUAACCAAAUCUGACUGAAAUGCCAACGCAGAGCAUUAACCUCCUUAAAUAAACCGGACGGUGCGAUUGUGGGAAUUCUAAACGCCCAAUAAUUUUACAGCUCGCCAUAAUAUUCUAUGGGAACCUCGAUUAUAAUUAUAAUCCCAUCAUACAUGUACUUGUACUUUACGAAUACGAAAAUACAUGAAACUCUCAUUCUAAUAAUUCAAUUAAUUUUUAACUCCCAAACCCUGAUAAAAAAAACUUCAGAUGAACAAUUGCAACGUAGUAACCAGUUUAUCGAGUCCCAGUUCUACCGUUCUAUGUACGCUGGAUUUUCAUAGAGGUUUAAUCGGUAUAAUUAUUCGGCCGUUUCGCCAGAGCUGGGAAUUACGUCGACGAUUGUCUUUUGGCCGCACGAGUGCCCCUCGGCUCUGCUCACGCGAACUGCUCGCCUGUCUCGUUACCUGACCACGUGAGUAGUCUCAACAUUGUGGACUCUCGUUUAGGCAGUCCGACAAUAUUUACACAGGUACUCGGAUUAGUCAGCACCCUCCCACGCAUGGUCGUUAACGAAGGCGAGUCCCCACUUGGCCUAAUCUACGAUCUCGAUCUCUUACGAGACUAUACGAGAAUUUGCGACAUUUCGCAUCAUGGCAAUCCACUGACGCACCUGUCGUAUCCUUGCCAAGUCCUUGAACGAGUCCUCCGUUGACGUCGAGUCUCCUCCUCCUCGACUUCGAUUCAUUUCCUUCCUUUUUCCUGUGCCCCCAGCACCACCAAAAAAUUUCCC
Molecule: messenger RNA, 2801 nt
Organism: Orussus abietinus
Lineage: Eukaryota; Metazoa; Arthropoda; Insecta; Hymenoptera; Orussidae
Exons: 2
Coding region: 615-1106 (163 amino acids)
Source: RefSeq, a predicted model, not a curated record